Messenger RNA from Phodopus roborovskii (desert hamster), 1639 nucleotides. Its product is annotated as transducin beta-like protein 2. Gene Ontology annotation, molecular function: protein binding. Gene Ontology annotation, cellular component: endoplasmic reticulum. Gene Ontology annotation, biological process: endoplasmic reticulum unfolded protein response. NCBI's taxonomy places the organism in Eukaryota, Metazoa, Chordata, Mammalia, Rodentia, Cricetidae. The record is from RefSeq and is a predicted model, not a curated record.
AUGUGCAUCCCUCUCGAAGCUGUGCGCUCGGUCGAAGAGGACGACCUUCCCCAAAUAGAGGAGGACCGGUUUUCGGUCAAGGUAAUUGCUUCUCGGCAGAUGCUGGAGCUCGUGGGGCUAUCCCUGCUGGUGGGGCUGCUGGCCCUAGUGGCCAUGGUGGCAGUGGCCCGAGGCUGGCUGCAGGCCAAGGAGGACAAAAUUAGCCAACCCGUGUGCCAAAAAGUAAAUGAAGCCAAAAACUCAGGAUCCAAGAAGCAGAAACAGAAUCAGCAGAUUCGCAAGGAGAAGCCUCAGCAACACAACUUCCGCCUUCUGGCCAUAGCAUUAAAGAGCCAUAGUGGGAAUAUUUCCUGCAUGGACUUCAGUAACAAUGGCAAGUAUCUGGCCACCUGUGCUGAUGACCAAACUGUCCGAAUCUGGAGCACCAAAGAUUUCCUUCAGCAGGAACACCACAGUAUGAGAGCCAAUGUGGAGCUGGACCAAGCCACCUUGGUGUGCUUCAAUCCUGACUGCAGAGACUUCAUUGUUUGGCUGGCCAAUGGUGAUACCCUCCGUGUCUUUAAGAUGGCCAAGCGAGAAGAUGGGGGCUAUUUUCCUAAAAAGCACAAGGUGUCCAUCAUCAACAUUGGCAUUGCUGACACAGGGAAGUUUAUCAUGACAGCCUCCAGUGACACAACUAUUCUUAUCUGGAAUCUGAAAUGUCAGGUGCUGUCCACAAUCAAUACCAACCAGAUGAAUAACACUUACGCUAUUAUCUCCCCAUGUAGCAGGUUUGUGGGUUCAUGUGGCUUCACCCCAGAUGUGAAGAUCUGGGAGGUCUGCUUCGGGAAGAAAGGGGAAUUCCAGGAGGUGCAGCGAGCCUUUGAGCUGAAGGGCCACUCUGCCUCUGUCCACUCUUUCGCUUUCUCCAAUGACUCUUGGAGGAUGGCCUCUGUCUCCAAGGAUGACACAUGGAAGCUGUGGGACACAGAUGUGGAAUGCAAGAAGCAGGAACCCUACUUGCUAUGGACAGGCUGCUUUGAAGAGGCAAGCAACAUGCCUUGCCGUCUGGCACUCUCCCCUGACAACCAUGUCCUGGCCUUGGCCACUGGCACCAGUAUUCAUCUCUUCAACACGAAGAGUAGGGAGAAGGAGGAAUGCUUCGAGUGUGUCCAUAGGGAGUGUAUUGCUGACUUGACUUUUGAUACCACUGGUCACUUCCUGGCCUCCUGUGGGGACCGUGCAGUGUGGCUCUUCCACAACACUCCUGGCCACCGGGCUGUGGUAAAGGAGAUGCCGGGAUGUGGUAAAGGCCUCCUGAAGCGGGCAUCCAGUGAGAGCACCCGCCAGAGGUUGCAGCAACAGCUGGCCCAGGCCCAGGAGGCCCUAAAGAACCUGGGUGCCCUGAAGAAAUGACUCUGGCUCUGAAUGGGUCUGGCUCCCUGCCCCAGUGGUUGCUACUCUUCUUCCCAGGUGCCUCUGGGGUGGAGGUCCUGGAGGAACUUCCCAGUAUUCUUCCUGGUGGGGCCCCCACUUUUUUCCCAUUGAAACUGUUCUUGCAUACUUAGAUCUCUCUCUCUUCUUGUUUGACUCCUCCCAAACUGAAAGGUGCUGUUUUCUCAUGGGGCCAAGGGUGGACUCUGUCUUCACCCAGCACUGA